Molecule: messenger RNA, 2335 nt
Organism: Prosopis cineraria
Lineage: Eukaryota; Viridiplantae; Streptophyta; Magnoliopsida; Fabales; Fabaceae
Product: E3 ubiquitin-protein ligase XBAT33
Exons: 10
Coding region: 315-1850 (511 amino acids)
Molecular function (GO): protein binding
Source: RefSeq, a predicted model, not a curated record
ACUCCGACCCCAGGAGCCUCUCAAGGCUCUAUUCAUUCCAUUCCUUCUCAGAUUCACAGGACAUAACAACACAGAGAGGGAGAGGGAGAGAGAGAGAGAGAGCCAAGGACGACUCUCACAUAUCUUCCACGUCAACAUCCUCAACUUCUCAACCGAACUCCUAGUCUCUUCUUCCCUUCCUAUAUCCCAUUGCGUGAAGUUUUUGCCCAGUUUCUGCCUUCCUUAUUUCUGUCUCGUUCACCUAACAUUGUUUCACUCUCAAGAUUUGCUGCUCCACAGUGGGUUUGCUGCGGAAAUCCUGACUCUGGGCUCUCAUGGGGAAUUCAUUUGGGUGCUCCGCCUCCGGCGAGAGGUUGGUGUCGGCUGCUAGGGACGGCGAUUUGGUUGAGGCCAAAAUGCUUCUGGACUUUAACCCUUGUCUUGCCAAGUAUUCUACUUUCGGUGGCCUCAAUUCGCCUCUCCACUUCGCGGCCGCGAAGGGCCAUAACGAGAUUGUGGCAUUGUUGCUUGACAAUGGAGCUGAUGUGAACUCGAGAAAUUAUUGCGGGCAGACGGCCCUGAUGCAAGCUUGUAGAUAUGGGCAUUGGGAAGUUGUACAGACCCUUAUGCUUUUCAGAUGCAAUCAGGUUAUGAGAGCAGAUUAUCUCAGUGGGAGGACAGCUCUUCACUUUGCAGCUGUCAAUGGCCACGUAAGAUGUAUCAGACUUGUUGUGGCUAACUUUGUUCCAAGCACUCUUAAUGAAGCCAGAGACACUAGCUCAGAUGCUGAAAGAGCCAACGGCUCAAAUGUGAAGAACAAACAUGAUCAAAGUGCGCUGUCCAAGUUUGUAAAUAAGACAGCUGAUGGUGGUAUCACUGCACUUCAUAUGGCCGCUUUAAAUGGGUAUUUUGAUUGUGUACAACUGCUACUUGACCUUGAUGCAAAUCUGUCAGCUGUGACAUUUCAUUAUGGAACAUCAAUGGAUUUAAUAGGAGCCGGAAGCACUCCAUUGCAUUAUGCUGCUUGUGGGGGAAAUUUAAAAUGUUGCCAGAUCCUCCUAGCAAGAGGUGCAAGUCGGAUGGCUUUAAAUUGCAACGGAUGGCUUCCUCUUGAUGUUGCUAGGAUGUGGGGACGCCAUUGGCUUGAACCAUUGCUGACACCCAGUUCUGAUGCCACAAUACCUACAUUCCCUCCUUCAAAUUACUUGUGCUUGCCUCUUAUGAGCGUGCUUAACAUAGCCAGGGAGUGUGGAUUGCAGUCAUCUUUGCCAUCACCCCAUGAGACCGACUUUUGUGCCAUCUGCCUGGAGAGGCCGUGUACAGUAGCUGCAGAAGGGUGUGGUCAUGGGCUUUGUGUAAAAUGUGCACUCUAUCUCUGCUCAACCAGCAAUGUUUCUUCUGAAAUUCUUGGCCCUCCUGGCUCCAUCCCUUGCCCACUGUGUAGACACGCAGUUGUGUCUUUUGUCAAGUUACCUGGUUCUCAUGCAAAAGAAAACAAAUUGCAUGUGUCGCUUGGCCUAUGUACCCCAUGCAUGCUACAUCCCCGUGACCCGGAUCGGCCUCCCCUUUCUCACACACCAGAUACUCAAGGAAAUCGUGUAUCUUCUGUACCUUCAGAUAUACUCUGUCCUGUCACUUGUAGUCCGUUUCCAUCUAUGGCAAUUCCACUGUGUACCUGCAACGAUGGACCCUGUCCCUCAUAUGAACCCCGUGAAGCUGAAACAGAAGAUGAAUCACGUUCACAAUCAUCGACAGCGGAUCAGGAUAAAAUGGAAGGGCCAAGACUGGAGAAGACAACUUGUUCAAGCAUGUUCUGGGGUAGAAGAAGUUGCAGCAGGGAGCACCAGUGCAAUUCGGAGAUAAAUGCUUGACCAGUUUGGUUGUUGCAUCGCCAUUAUUAUGUUGUGGAUGCAAUUACAGACCCGUCAACGGAUCUGUUUGCUUCACAGGCUGUAUACUCUAGGCGUGAUAAAUACAGGUCUGUUUUCUUUUGAGGCGUCCUGAACACCUUCUGGACGCUUACUUAUGAUAUUCAUAGGGAGUGUGUAAAAUUAGUGUUGUUAGGUUGUAAUUGAUUGCUAUUGGAUUUCAUCUGAGAAAAGAAAUAGUGAUUUCUUACGGGGAAAAAAACUAAGGAAAAUACUUCUUUUUUCUUUCAGGGGGUGUAUCAGAGUAGCAUGUUCUUUUAUGUAUACUAUGUUUCUCUGGGAUUCUUAAGGUAUAAAAAGAGCGAAUUUGGGGAGUUUAAGUUGCUUAUUAAUUAAGUGGCCCUGUGAAACAGUGGCUCUUGCAAGAGUUGCCUGUGUUGUAAUAUAAUCAAAUUUUAAUAUUCUCUUAAGUAGCCCUACUUUAUUUA